Molecule: messenger RNA, 4217 nt
Organism: Pseudogymnoascus verrucosus
Lineage: Eukaryota; Fungi; Ascomycota; Leotiomycetes; Thelebolales; Thelebolaceae
Exons: 2
Coding region: 1266-3113 (615 amino acids)
Biological process (GO): regulation of DNA-templated transcription
Molecular function (GO): DNA-binding transcription factor activity
Source: RefSeq, a predicted model, not a curated record
CAAUCCUCAGAUCACAAACCUCUUGCCCCCUUCCCAACCCCACUAGGCCUCUCACUUGGCGGCCUCCUCUCCCCUCCCAGUCACAGACCGCAUCACAACCCACCGCUCUGUUUGGUCUCGGUCGUCCCUGCCUGUCUCUGUCCCUGCCUGUGCGGUCUCUCCUGUGGUCCCUCUAAAACCCAUCAUUCCAUCAUUGACCCUCUCAUGAGUCUCCGAUCACCACCCAUUCAUCACCCUAUCCCUCUCAUCUCUUCCCAAUCUCCACCCCCCCUUCACCCUUCACCCUGUGUCGUUCGCCCUUCCCUCCACCGUCCUCUCAUACUCGUCCUCUCAUCACUUACUGCUCCCUGGAUAAACUGAAGGCCCGUCUUCUGAAGACCCAUCACAUCCUCGCCCAACAUUCUCUCAACACUCUAUUCCCUACAGUGGUUGCUUGUACUCUACUCUCACUCACACACUGGAACCCCACCCGCUCUUCCCGCAGCUCUUCCAGUUCUUCCAGUUCUUCCAGUUCUUCCAGUUCUUCCAGUCUUCCAGUCUUCCACUCCUCUACCUCUACCAUCUCCUCCUACCCAUCUACCGCCCAUCUACACCCACCCACCUCCAUCUCCACCACCCACCUCCCAUCUUCACCUGCACCGUCCCUUCCCGUGCAUGCAAUAAAUAAAUACACACUACCCUCCCACCUCUUAUCCCACCUUUUGUCCAUAUCAUCAAUACCAACAGUUUAUAUUUCCCCCACACACAACAUCGAUACGCUUCCUGCAUCGAUCACGCCUAUUAUUACAAUUACUACCUUACUUCUUUUACUACCCUACUACUACUCUACUACUACUAUUACUACUUCAUCCUUCCCUCCCUCCAUCCAUUCAUCCUACAUCAACUACCACUACUACCACCAACCAACCUCCUCCCGUUGUAUAUCAAAUACCAACACCAACACCGCUUUUCAUCCUCCACUUCCUCACCUCACCUCACAUCCACCGAUCGAUCACUUAUCAUUAUUACUCCCUCUGCACUACUAUUUACCUACUUCUCCUCCUCAACCCCUAGCACCGGCAACAGGCAUUCCUCUUCCGCUGCGCGUACUUUCAAGACAUCGACUCAACAACAUCCCGGUCGCAUCGUCCAAAUUCGCUUCACCGCCAUUAUCGUCCCGCACCCAACCUCUUCUCUCCCUCGCUUCCGCCACGGGAACAUCAAACCAACAACGAACUACAACUACUACAACAACCCUUCCUCCUCCCACCCCAAGGCCAAAAAAUAUGGCGGGGUUUCAAAUGAACAAUUUCUACAGACCAUCACAACUCUCCAUCGACACACAAAACGAGAGGUUCUUCGACGACGACGACGCCAGCAUCCUCGACGAGAACAUCUUAGACGGUAGCGCUCUCGAUUCCGGCCUCGAGAUGUCCCCCUCCAUGAGCAGGCGAGACUCCUACGCCCUCUUUUCCCCCAAGACAGAAGACUGGCAACACGUCGACAUGCAGCCCAGCAACUCGAAUAACCCGUUCGGCGAGCACAACCCGAACAACCCGUUUCUCAACAUGGGACAGGCGAGCAACAACUACCCGCAACAACAACCCCACAACGGGUGGUCGCUACCGAACACUUCAGGGUCCUGCACCCCGAUGCAGACCUUUGAUGGCCUACCUGCAGAGUUUCAGAGCAACUCCGGCUUCAGGACAGCGCCCGUACACACUCUCUUCGGCAAUGGAGCGACGCAACCGCCGCUCUUCUCGCCCGCCAGCACAGUCGUGGAGUCCAUGCCAGCGUCGCCACAGAAGGACUGGGCCGUACCGGAGAGCAUGGAGCACCGCGGGAUGCCCAAGCGCAUGCGACCCGGCAGUCCAGGGCUUCGCUCGCAUUCGCCGUUGAUGCGACGGGACGGUAUUCGCAAGAAGAACGCCCGCUUCGACAUCCCCGCCGAGCGCAACCUCUUGAAUAUCGAUCACCUGAUCCAGCAGUCGACCGACGAGGGCGAGAUCAAGGAGCUCAAGCAACAGAAGCGCCUCCUGAGGAAUAGGCAAGCAGCUCUCGACUCGCGGCAACGCAAGAAGCAGCACACUGAGCGUCUGGAAGAUGAGAAGAAGCACUACACCGCCCUUCUCACCGAGCUCGAAGAGGAACUCGCAGACGUCAAGAUUGCGCUCGAUGCCUGCACACGCAAGGAGGCUCAGUACCAGCAGUACAUCGAGAACCUGCGUAUGGAGAAGGAGGAGAUGCUGCGCGCACACACGAUCGAGACGGGCGAGUUACGCAAGAAGGUCAGCGUGCUGAGUGACCAUGUCACCAAGCUUGAGGGUGCUGCGCUUGCGCAACCCCAGCAACAGCAGGGCUUCUCGAGCGACUUUGCCGAUAUCGAUGCCCUCACCAUGGAUGGUGCGUGGGACGGAAUCUCCUUCUUGCACGACUUCCCCUCCUCGCCUACCAUCAAGGCGGAAAACCCGUCGCAGGCCCUCACCGUCUCCAAGUCAGGCGACUCAUCCACCGUCCUGUCCGACGCCGAUAAGCCUGCUGCACAAGGCCUCCUUCUCAUGCUUCUCCUCUUCGGCGCCUUUGUGGCAUCGAAGGGCUCUUCGCCGUCUAUCCCGCGCAUGUCCGACGAUGUUCGUGCAGCCUCUGCCACCAUCCUCUCCGACAUCCUCCAUGAUGCCGGCGUAUCCGCUUCUGCCGUCAUGCCUGCCGGUGCCAUGUCCUCUGUCGCUGCAUCUGCACAGGCACACGCACAGGGACACGCAGACUGGACACAGCCAUCGCACGUCUCACUCGCCGACCUUGAUCCAUCGCCACUUGCCGCAUACGCGGACUCUCUCACCGCCCCGUCCGCACAGCAACAGCACGAGCAACUCUUCUCCCUGUCUGCCGCACAGUACAACGCUGCUGCCUCUCCGUCCUUCUCCGCCGCGCCGGCGCCGAGUAGUAGCGCCGGCCGCCGCAAUCUCGCUGACAGCUUAGCUGCCAUGCGUGAGGGUGCGCGGGCGAGUAAGACGGAGGUGUAUACGCGUAGCUUACUGUGGGAGCAGGUACCGCGAGAUGUUGUUAGGCGGUUUGCAAGGCUGGUAGAGGAGUGCGAGGGUGGAGGUGGUGAGGAGUGCGAGGCUCUCGGUUGAGCGGUGAUGCACUCACUCAUAGGCUUGACUAUAUCAGCCAAACUCUCAACUCUUUUUUCUUUUGUUACACACGACCACGACACGAUAUGAUCACGAAGAUAAACGCCCACGCACACGCCCCUCAUGUCCUCGGUCUCUGAACCGACAGUUCUUUUACUCUUUAUGUUAUCCAGCGAACCCAGCGAGCGCGCGUUGAUUUUUUUGAUUUUUGCCACGAGGCACCAAAUUGUCCAGAAAUUGUUUUACUCAUUUGCAUUUUCCUCCAUUUUCCUUUACCUGCACAAAUUGUCCACCCAUCAUAUCUUGUCACACCCAAUCAUGUCUUCAGCGAUGGAUAUCUGAGUUUUCUGUUUUAGUUAGUUUUACUGCAUUUAGCGCAUAGGAUGGUUUUGGUUUUUUGGAGAUUCAACUCUUACUUUUUUCCCCGGUUGGUUACGGAACGGGCGGUUGGGUAGGGAAGGGAAAUAGGACGGGAACAUUGGAAAUGGGCGGAAAGGAAUUGGGAUGGGAGGAUCACGAAAUGAAAUGAAAUGAAAAGAUUUACACGAGCAUAUCACGGCCUCACAGCACACCACACACACACACACGCAAAUACCAUUUUCUUCCGUCCAUCGUCUACGAAGUUUCAACAAACAUUCUACUUUUUCUAACUUCUUCUUUUUCUAACGAAACGACCCUUUUUUGACGAUGAUGAACGAAAUGAAAAGAUGACGAUUAUGCCACGAGUACAGAACAGCCUGGGAUUUUGAACAGAGACAGGGGGAGGGAUGCAUUUAUGACGUGAUGAAUCAUCAUGGGAGAUGACUGAAUGAAGACACGCAGUUUUCUUGGGAGGGAGACUGGGAGCAAACUCGGGGCUGGGGAGAUGAGUCUCUGGCGAGUUUGAGGAGGGUUGGCUCACCUCCUCCUUCCUCUGUUGAGGAUAAGGAGGAGGGAGCACAGGGGAGUUGUGGAUGAGAAUGGGGGGUGUGAAACGAGAGGCACGGGGAGAAGAUGAAUGGUAAUGGUGAUCGAUGAGAUUUGGCAACAAAAAGGAAAAUUUAUUAUCAAUAUCUUAAUCUACUCUACCUAACAUAUCUAAUUUCAAACACCACCCUUUUUACA